This is a messenger RNA of Diabrotica balteata, 1173 nucleotides long. The record is from the annotation of a GenBank genome assembly. Lineage: Eukaryota; Metazoa; Arthropoda; Insecta; Coleoptera; Chrysomelidae.
AUGGAAUUUAAGUACAUUAAUGAUAGAAAUAAAACUCCCAACUCAAAAUCUCGUGUGUUUUCAAGUACUAAUAAUAGCAACGAUACUAGCUUUAAAUUUUUGCCUAGUUAUUCGACUCCACCCUCUAGGUAUACGAAAAUUGUAAAUCCUUUUGAAAAACGGCUGAUAGAUAGGCUGCACCUUCCAACGUUUAGCCCAUCUGUAUUUGCCACUGUAUCAACCCCCAAGACUGAAGAAAAGUUCGUGUGGACUAUAGAGGAUAUUUCAAGUUUAAAACCUGCCGAUAUAGAUGAAGCAACUAUUAGCCAACAUGUGUUUGAAGAAGACCCUCAUAUAGAAUCUGUGGCACAGCAAAAAAUCGAUGAAUUCUUUAAUGACAAGGUGAUAGUUCCUAGCCCAAUGGUCGAAGUUGUUAGAGUGCCACUAGUGACUGAUAGUGCAGAAAACUUAUUUAAGUUGACUGAAUCUAAGGAAUAUUGUGAUGGUUCGACACAGACUGUUCUCUCCCUACCUCCAGUGUUGCCACCACAUGUAGAAGAAAUACUUAAGCCAUACUUUCUGCCCGCAGAAGCCCAACAAAAGACUGACGAAAACGAUGUUCUUUAUAAGAAUCUUUUUAAUUUCGACACAAAUGCUGGAUGUUGUACUGAUCAAGACGAUAGCCACUCCGUGUUAUCCGGAAAAGGAUUCUCUCCAGUAAAUUCUCCCGUCCGCAUGGAUAGAAAACAUUCGCUGCCUUUUGAGAUGCCAUAUUUAGCAGACUGUAGCCUGUCACCUAUAGAAUCUUCGCAAAAUGCCUACCAGCUUCCUGAACAGUUAUCCGAAUCACCCGUGAACUGGGAAAUGGAAUACCGCCACAUAUCGUUCGUCUCACCCAGUAGCAGUCCGGAUUCCGAAAAAAUGGAUCUGUCCAAUCCCCAUACGCCAAACACAGGGUUAUUCACUAGUCAAAGAAAAAGACUCAGCGACAGCUUUAAAGAAGACGAUGACGACUUUGAAAAAGAAAUCGAAGUGGUCGCUACCAAGGAAAACAGCACUAGACUCGGUAGGAAGUUGUUCAAGAACGACUUGACCGAUAAUGGUUAUCAUACGGAAAGUAUCAAUUUUUACGACGAGUCUCGAACGAGUUCGCAUAUGUUCGCGUCUACCCCUACGAAAACACAAAAGAUGUAG